Capronia coronata CBS 617.96 is the source of this 2301-nucleotide messenger RNA. RefSeq lists its product as uncharacterized. The coding region runs from base 1 to 2301 and encodes 766 amino acids. The transcript has a single exon. Lineage: Eukaryota; Fungi; Ascomycota; Eurotiomycetes; Chaetothyriales; Herpotrichiellaceae. The record is from RefSeq and is a predicted model, not a curated record. Gene Ontology annotation, molecular function: DNA-binding transcription factor activity, RNA polymerase II-specific; DNA binding; zinc ion binding. Gene Ontology annotation, biological process: regulation of DNA-templated transcription; DNA-templated transcription.
AUGCCCAGUCGUCGAGUACCCGUGGAUCUGCGGAAGCGGACCGAAAUCAGCUGCGACCGAUGUAAGUCACGCAAACAGAAAUGUCACAGACCGCUAGACUCCGAAGCGUGUCGCUAUUGCCAGGCCCACCACUUCGACUGCGUCACCACGCGGGAGCGCAAGAAGAGAAUCUACGGAUCGGUCGAGGGCCUGGGCACGCGGAUGGCGGUGCUGGAGUCGCUGGUCAAAGGACUGGUGCCGGAGAUCGACACGUCCAAUGUCGCCAAUAUGCGCGACCUGGGUCAUUCGCUGGGGAUUCCCCUUCCUCCGGCGCCGGCGCCCGCUCGGUCUGGGAGGGAGGGGAUGGAGACGGGAAUGGGAACGGUGCAGUCCUCUUCACAUCGACAAGCGGACGACGCGCGCAUGCUGCGAGACCAGCAGGGCCAGGCGCAGUACAUCGGUCCGGCCAGUAGUUAUCUGUUUCAGAUCAACAUUCGGACCCUGAUCGGCCGCGGCGGACAGGAUGUGGGCCGGGAAUUCUUUCUGUUCGGGCCCAACCCUACCGAACAGGUCGAGGGGAUGUUGGCGUCGAGGAGGGCGAGUAAUUCGAGAAUUGGCGGUUCACAGUCCACCUCACAAGCAAUCCGCCCGCGGGCCGAGACGACGACUCCGGAAGAGAUCUGCGUUGAUCCGGCUGUUGCCGAUGGCUUGGUUGCCGUCUUUUUCGACUCGGUUCACCCGGAUUUCCCUGUGCUGCAUGAGGCGUCGUUUCGCGAGCAGUACGAGCGCUGGUCGCGUUCGCCUUCUUCUUCUUCUUCGCCGCCAGACCGGACGUGGCUUUGCAGUCUGUUGUGCGUCAUGAUCCUGGCUCGUCACCUGUCCAAGGGCGGCGUGGUGCCGGACCAGGAGGAAGCCGAUCACUGGUGGUGUCAGGUCCAGACUCUUCUGCCCAAUGUGCUCUUCACGUCGAGCGUCUCCGCCAUCCAGGCCCUGAUGCUGACGGCGCUCCACCUCAACAAUAGCAAUCACCGAGACCUGUGCUGGACGCUGACGGGCGCGGCCGUGAGGAUUGCUUUCGCAAUCGGCCUCCAUCGCGAAGACGACAACAGCAAGCCCUUGCAGACGCCCCUCACCAGAGAACUGCGGAAGUGUCUUUGGUGGACGCUGUAUGAAUUCGAACAGAUGCAAGUUUCGUCGCUGGAUCGGCCCAGCGCCAUCGAGGAUGCCGUCUGCUCGACUGGCUGUCCACGAGAGUCCAUCCUGGGAAUGAGUGGCCAGAGCAUGCUCCAUUCCAAUCGGCUCGUCGUGCUGCUGGGUCUGGCAUGUCGAACGGUGCGGACCAGUAGCACAGUCAACUCCGAGGAUGCUUGGAGGGGACCACUUUCACCCACGGCGGCGCUUCUGCGUGACCUCGAGCGCUGGAAACAGGCUCUGCCGCCUCAUCUUUCGGUCGAGGCCGUUGCUGGGCUACCCCCGCCGAACCAACGGACCGUGCUGCUACUUCACAUCCGGUAUCACUAUAUCGUGUGCCUUCUGACUCGUGCAGCUCUGUUGUAUCGGGCCAGUCGGCUCGCGGAGAAGGGGCCACACGCAGACCAACGAGUCCAGGACGCCCGUGUAAUGGCUGAAGUGUGCAUCGAAUCUGGCCGGACGUCUUGUCAAUUGCUUCUCAAACUCAAGGCGCUUGAUGCCCUGAACGGGGCCACCUGGUUUGAUCUUUACUACCUCUACUCGGCCUGUUUCAUUUUGCUGUUGGACAUCAUCUGCAGCACUCGGCAAAGCCCUGGUCUCGGAGCCGAUCCGCCGCGACUGGAAUCGGCCGUUCUGCUUCGAGAAUGUGCCGCGCUGGCGGCCGGAGAACUCCAAAACCCCAUGAUGCCAGGGACGAAUCAUCGAUACGCAAUCGUCAUCACCGACCUUGAUGGCAUGGCAAAUGAGUUUGUCCACACAACACAACGUCAUGAACACGGGAAGAUAGACCACCGGACCUCGUCCAACGUUCCUUUGAGCGGCCAAGUGUCAAUGUCAGCCGCGGACCCCGGCCAAAGCGGUGAUGUGAUCAUUCCCCAAUGGGCUCCGUCUAACAUUCCGGACCAUCAAAGGACCACUCAAUUCGAUCCCUGCGUUGUUUCUUUGGACUUAGCUGCAUCGCCAGGAGAGGCCCAGUACAUGGCCACAGAGUCCACGGCCACAAUCGGGUUCGCCCAGGCUCGAAAUAUGCAGGCGCCAUAUCUUGACCUCAACAUUUCGCUGCCCUGGCAAGAUUUUCACUGGGAGGAUGUGGCGAACAUGUUGCUGGAGGGGAGCAAAGGAGUUGAAUGA